AUGCAGUUUGGUCCUCCGGAGGUUCGAGCUACCCUUGAACGCCAUCAUAAACGACGACAAAUAAAUCCAAAGGCGGACGAUGCAGGGGGUGAAGCACUCCUCAAUAUGGUCGCGGACGUUCAAGAGAGCAUCCGCUUGAAUUCUGGCGGCAAUGGCUCGGAAUACCCUUCGUUCGUGAAUCCCGAAGAUCCGUCAAUGGAGAUGCGAGUGCUCUACAAGGAGAUUUGGGAUUGGGCUAAGGCAAUCCUAGCGGAGGAGGAUGGGGUAGAUCUGACCCACCCACCAAAAGGUCCGAAAUACCCCAAAUUUCAAUGGACCAAACGUCGGGGAAGUUGGAAGUCGAUGUCAGUUAAUCCUACAUCGAACUCCAGAGCUAUUGCAUCCACCUCAUCCACCUUGACCAGCUCGUCAAACCAUGUGUCCCACCAUGCCCCAACAAGCACCCGUACGGACAACCGACACUCAAGUCUAGCACCCUCAAUGUCCCAUCAUGUAGGCUCCUUUGCAACUGUGGCCAAGAAUCGAUUGUAUCCUCCUUUUUUGGGUCAAGGCCCCCCCACUUCAGUCAAUCCCGCCGCCGGUCAAACUCUUUCUUGCCCAGUUAGUUCCACCCCAGCCUGGAUCCCACAACCUGCUGUUGUCAUGAACACCAGUCCAAUCCCUGUGGCUUCAGACAACCCAAUUAUCCCUCGUGCAGCUGCAAACCAACAUUCUUGUCCCCCUAUCUCCCCAUCGAUGGAGGCGGUGACCAUGGAUCAGUACUUGGAAAUUGCGCGAAUCAAACCCGGCAACGAUCUCACCCGAGGCAGACUCAUGAUGCUAGGCAUCACUCACUGGUCAUUUUUCCGCUCAACAUCAUUCGAAGCUCUUGUGGGCUACGGAUUCCCACCUGGAACGGCCUACCUGCUUUCUGAGGGGGUAGCCAGACUCGAAGAUCACUUCAAUUGGGUGAUUUGA
This is a messenger RNA of Puccinia graminis f. sp. tritici CRL 75-36-700-3, 957 nucleotides long. RefSeq lists its product as uncharacterized. The transcript has 3 exons. The record is from RefSeq and is a predicted model, not a curated record. NCBI's taxonomy places the organism in Eukaryota, Fungi, Basidiomycota, Pucciniomycetes, Pucciniales, Pucciniaceae. Bases 1 to 957 code for a protein of 318 amino acids.